This is a messenger RNA of Ctenocephalides felis (cat flea), 1600 nucleotides long. It is a transcript of the gene Grasp65, whose product is annotated as Golgi reassembly-stacking protein 2. The transcript is spliced from 6 exons. The record is from RefSeq and is a predicted model, not a curated record. Gene Ontology annotation, cellular component: Golgi apparatus. Bases 161 to 1525 code for a protein of 454 amino acids. Gene Ontology annotation, biological process: Golgi organization. Gene Ontology annotation, molecular function: protein binding. NCBI's taxonomy places the organism in Eukaryota, Metazoa, Arthropoda, Insecta, Siphonaptera, Pulicidae.
AUGAUAAUUGAAGAUUUAAAGUAGAAAUGUCAUACACGUCAUCUUUUUUCUCGAAAAUCAAAUAAAAUAACGUUUGAUAUAACAUUAAUAAUUCUAUGCACAAUUGAUUAUUAUGCCACAACUCUUACAUCUGAACAUAUAAUAAGUGUUUGACAAGAAAAUGGGGAGCUCGCAAAGUGUCGAAAUUCCUGGUGGCGGUAUGGAAGGAUAUCAUGUUCUACGUGUUCAAGAAGGUUCCCCUGGACAAAAAGCUGGUUUGGAGGCAUUUUUUGACUUUAUAGUAGCAAUUAAUAAAACUAGACUUGACCAAGAUAAUGAUACACUUAAGGAAUUACUUAAGAACAGUGUUGACAAAGUAAUUACUAUGACAGUGUACAGUAGCAAAACCCAAAUUAUUCGGGAGAUCCAAAUAGUUCCAAGUACAAGCUGGGGUGGUCAAGGUCUUUUGGGCGUCAGUAUCAAAUUUUGUUCUUUUGAAGGAGCUAAUGAAAACGUUUGGCAUGUUAUGGAGAUUCAUCCAUCAUCUCCAGCAGAACUUGCUGGCUUGAAACCGUUUACUGACUAUAUUAUUGGAGCAGAUUCAAUACUACAUGAGAGUGAAGAUUUGUUCAAUCUAAUUGAAAGUCAUGAAAAUAAACCUCUAAAGCUAUAUGUUUAUAAUACAAAUGAUGAUGCAUGCCGUGAGGUUUCCAUAACACCUAGAUCAAAUUGGGGCGGUGAAGGUAGUUUAGGUUGCGGAAUAGGGUAUGGAUAUCUUCACAGAAUACCCAUCAGAGUUUUGCCACCACAUCCUGCUACAAAAUCUACACCAGAAAUGACUCCCAUGCACGUCAGUAAACAUGCUAAUGUUUCUACUUUGUCAUCAGGCUUGAGCAAUUUGUCUGUAAAUGAUAAUUCAGUUAGUCCAUUAUCUUUUGCAAGCGGUGUACCUCUUACACAAGGUGGUCGGCCUAUAACUACUAAUGCUGAUGGGACACCUAUAAGUCCAACACCUUACAAUAUUCCCGGUCUUAAAUUAGAUAGUAAUUGUAGUGACAUUAACAAGCCCAGAAUUAGUAAUUCUUCAGAGCAACCUCAUCCAACAACUGUUGGUGGAAGUACAACUAUACAAUCUGCAAAUUUUAUUAGUCAGCAAUUUUUUGAUAAACCAUCGUUAGAUCUUCCAGAAAUUGGAGCUACCAGCCAGCAACUACCUUCACAUCAUGAAAGCUCCGGUGUCAAUAGCGUGUUAAGACCUACUGUGUCUAUAAAUGGACCUUCUAUGGGAAUUCAGCCAUCAUCUGGAUUUUCAAUGCCAAAUGCACCAUAUUCUACUGUUCCUGUUUAUAAUUCAGCUACAAUGAUAAAUAAUGUUCCCCCAAGUGCAAAUCAAAUUAAUUAUCCUUUUAAUUACCAAAGUGGUAUGCCUUUAACUACUCCCAUUAAUUUACCUGGAAUGCCUCCUAUAACCGUAAGUGCUACAUUGCCAAUAGCCACCUUGGAAUGUUUACAAGUUAUAGAAGCAGAAAAAAGGAAUCAACAUUAAAUAAAGCUAUGAAUGUUUUUUUUUUUUUUAGAUAAAAAUCACGUAAGAUCUGUAUAAGAGGAGUGAACUGAUUGU